AUGAAGUGGCUGGGAGAAUCCAAGAACAUGGUGGUGAAUGGCAGGAGAAGUGGAAGCAAGUCUUCUAAUGACCAUGCACAGAAUCAGACCAAAUUGCCACAUGCAGGAAAGGAAAAUCCGAAGACGGGCAAAAAUGGGGUUGAAAGAAGAUCAAGCAGAUGUAGCAGUGCUUCAGGAUUUGAGGGUCAGAGUCGCUAUGUGCCUUCCUCUGGAAUGUCUGCGAAGGAACUGUGUGAAAACGAUGACCUAGCAACUAGUUUGGUUCUUGAUCCCUAUUUAGGUUUUCAGACACACAAAAUGAAUACUAGAUUUCGACCUAUUAAAGGAAGGCAAGAAGAACUCAAAGAGGUGAUUGAACGUUUCAAGAAAGAUGAGCACUUAGAAAAAGCCUUCAAGUCCUUGACGUCAGGUGACUGGGCCCGGCACUAUUUUCUUAACAAGAACAAAAUGCAGGAAAGGUUGUUCAAGGAACAUGUAUUUAUUUAUUUACGAAUGUUUGCAACUGACAGUGGGUUUGAGAUCCUGCCUUGUAAUCGGUAUUCUUCUGAGCAAAAUGGAGCCAAAAUCGUUGCAACGAAGGAAUGGAAACGAAAUGAUAAAAUAGAAUUACUUGUGGGCUGUAUUGCUGAACUGUCAGAAAUGGAAGAAAACAUGCUGCUGAGACAUGGGGAGAAUGACUUCAGUGUCAUGUAUUCCACACGGAAAAACUGUGCACAGCUGUGGCUUGGUCCUGCUGCAUUUAUUAACCACGAUUGCAGACCUAACUGUAAGUUUGUAUCAACGGGCAGAGAUACAGCAUGUGUGAAAGCUCUGAGAGAUAUUGAACCUGGCGAAGAAAUCUCUUGUUACUAUGGAGAUGGGUUUUUUGGAGAAAAUAACGAAUACUGCGAAUGCUACACCUGUGAAAGACGUGGAACUGGUGCUUUUAAAUCAAGAGUGGGAUUACCAGCACCUACUCCUGUGAUUAAUAGUAAAUAUGGACUGAGAGAAACAGAUAAACGAUUGAACAGACUUAAAAAGUUGGGUGACAGCAGCAAAAACUCCGACAGCCAAUCCGUCAGCUCUAACACUGAUGCAGAUACCACUCAGGAAAAAGCUAAUGCAACAUCUAACAGAAAAUCUUCAAUUGGCGUAAAAAAGAACAGCAAAAACAGAACAUUAACAAGACAGUCAAUAUCGAGAAUUCCAGCAUCAUCGAAUUCUACCUCAUCUAAGCUAACUCAUAUAAAUAAUUCCAGGGUACCAAAGAGACUGAAAAAGCCUGUAAAGCCUUUACUUUCGAAGAUCAAGUUAAGAAACCAGUGCAAAAGGCCAGAGCAGAAGAACGCUUCUAGAAAGCUUGAAAUGGGAAAUUUAGUUCUCAAAGAGCCUAAAGUAGUUUUAUACAAAAACUUGCCCAUUAAAAAGGAUAAAGAAUUGGAGGGACCAGUCAAAGUUGCAGUCUCUAGCGGGUGCUUAACAAGGCAUGCAGCAAGAGAACAUCAACUGAACUCGGUGAAAGGUGCUCACGAGCAGGGUGAUGUACCGCCCUGCACGUACAUAACAAGGAGGUCAGUGAGAACAAGGAUGAAUUUGAAGGAGACCUCUGACAUAAAGCUUGAACCAAAUAUGUUGGAUAGCUGUAAGGAUAAUUUGACCGGAACGCGAUCGGACGUUUUAGAGCAGGAGUCUCAUCCAGUAAACGACAACGGCGUCGCUUACGGACCAUCCCAUAAAGGGGAGAUUCGGUGCCAGAAAAAUGACGCGGGCAUGUCAAAAAAGAAAUCUCGGCAAGGGAAACUUGUGAAACCGUCUGCAAAAAUAGAAGAAACUGAUACUACUGCACACAACACACCCGUGAAAGAUGAAAUACCGGAUUUGAUUCGUUCUCAUUCAGAACCCGGAGAGAGGAACAACGGGGUGGACACACCGGUUGGUUAUAAAGACUGCAUCCCCGGGUCUGGUGGCUGCUCUCUUGUAACAGCUGACAGUUGUAAAGCAAAAGACAGCUUUAGAACUGCAAAAAGUAAAAAGAAAAGGCGAAUCACAAGGUAUGAUGCACAACUUAUCCUCGAAAAUAGCUCUGGGAUCCCUAAACUGACUCUUCGUAGGCGCCAUGAUAGCAGUAGCAAGGCAAACGACCAAGAAAGCGAUGGAAUGAAUUCUUCAAAAAUAAGCAUCAAAUUAAGUAAAGACCAUGAAAAAGAUAAUAAUUUAUAUGUAGCAAAGCUAAAUAACGGAUUUAACUCAGGAUCAGGCAAUAGUUCAACAAAAUUAAAAAUCCAGCUAAAACGAGAGGAGGAAAACAGAGGGACGUACCCCGAGGACCUGCAUGAAAACGGUGUGUGUUGUAGUGAAACUCUCUCCCUUUUAGAGUCCCGAAUGGAAGUAGAUGAUUACGGUCACUAUGAAGAGGAAACAGCAGAUGAAUCUUCAUCAGAAGAGGAUGAUGAGGAGGAAGAUGACUACGAUGACGAGUUUGAUGACUUUAUUCCUCUUCCUCCGGCAAAGAGAUUAAGGCUUAUUGUCGGCAAGGAUUCAAUAGAUAUUGAUAUUUCUUCCAGGAGGAGAGAUGAUCAGUCUUUACGACUCAAUGCAUAAACUUACAGGUCUUAAACUGAGCUGGAUGUCGUUUAAAACAAACAAAA
Eurypyga helias (sunbittern) is the source of this 2627-nucleotide messenger RNA. It is a transcript of the gene KMT5B, whose product is annotated as suppressor of variegation 4-20 homolog 1 (Drosophila). The record is from RefSeq and is a predicted model, not a curated record. Gene Ontology annotation, molecular function: protein binding; histone H4K20 methyltransferase activity. The transcript is spliced from 10 exons. Lineage: Eukaryota; Metazoa; Chordata; Aves; Eurypygiformes; Eurypygidae. Bases 1 to 2580 code for a protein of 859 amino acids. Gene Ontology annotation, cellular component: nucleus.